Molecule: messenger RNA, 1509 nt
Organism: Dictyostelium purpureum
Lineage: Eukaryota; Evosea; Eumycetozoa; Dictyosteliales; Dictyosteliaceae
Exons: 1
Coding region: 382-1458 (358 amino acids)
Molecular function (GO): dioxygenase activity
Source: RefSeq, a predicted model, not a curated record
AAAAAAAAAGAUAUAAAAAAAAAGAUAUAAAAAAUAAAAAAAAAAUAAAAAAUAUAUAUAUUUAAUUUUAGUAAUAUAUAGUAAUUAUUUUUUUACAGUUUUUGUUUUAUCUAUAUAAUGUUCAUUUUGUUUUUAUUAUAAUAAUAAUUUAACCAAGUAUCAUAUAUGUUAAUUGUUAUUGGCAAAUGGGGUUAAAGUAUGUGUGUGUGGUAAUUAAAAAAAUAUAAAAAUAAAUUUUUUAUUUUUUGUACUGUUUAUUUUUUAAUUUCUUUAAAUUGUUUUUUUUUUUUAUUUUUUUUUUAUUAUUUCAAUUUUAUUUAAGCAAGUAAUUAUAAUAACUUUAAUAAUAAUAUUGAGGGGUGUUACAAAUAGUUUAAUAAUAUGAUAUCACUAGAAAAUAGUUCAUUAGAAAAUAAUUCAGAAACAUACCAAAAAAAAGAAACAGAAGUUGAAAAUUGGUUACCUAUUAUCGAUAUUUCAAAUUUACAAACUGAGGCUGGCAAAAAGAUAAUUGCAAAAGAAAUUCAUGAUGCUUGUAAAGAGUUUGGAUUCUUUUAUAUAAGGGGUCACGGUAUCGAGGAAUCCCUUAUUGAAAAUUUAGAAAGUGUAGCAAGUAGAUUCUUUUCAUUGCCUCUAGAUGUUAAAAUGAAAUGGAAGAUGAAUCAAGUUAAAAGAGAUUGGCUUGGCUUCUUUAAAGUAGGACAAGAAAUAACCUAUGGCGCAAUCGAUCAUAAAGAGGGUGCCUAUUUGGAUGUUGAGCAAAGUGGGGAUAGUGAUCCAUCAAGAGGUAUCCAUCUAUACCCAACACCAGAGGAAGAGGAACUAUAUGGUAUUGUUGGUUUCAAAAAUACUAUUGAAACCUAUAUUAAACAAUUAACUGUUAUAGGCAAAGAAAUCAUGCAAGCAAUUGCAUUAAGUUUAAAUUUACCAUCAACUUAUUUUGAUGAUAAAUAUUCAAAUCCAUCAACAUUAAUGGGAAUACUCAAUUAUCCUUCAUACCCUAAAAACCCAGAUGAUUCAUCAGAGGGGCGUUUUGGCACCAAUGAGCACACAGAUUGGGGAUGUUUAACAAUCCUUCACAGAACUGUUGAGGGAUUACAGGUUAAAUCUGGUGAUGGAUUCAUUGAUGCACCACCAGUUCCAGGUGCAUUUAUCUGUAAUAUUGGUGAUAUGUUAGAUCGUAUAACUGGUGGAUACUAUUUAUCAAAUGUUCACAGAGUCAAAUUAAACACCAGUGGUAGUAAUCAAAUCACAUAUCCAUUCUUUUUAGAUCCAAACUGGGAUUCAGUACCACAAUUAAUUGAAGGUAUACCAAAAGUUCCACAACCAGCUCGUUGGGAUAACCACAAUAUUCAUCAAUUCAAAGGUACUUAUGGCCAAUACUUUAUGACAAAGGUAGGAAGGGUAUUCCCAGAAUAUGUUUAUAAUGAAGAAAAUAAGAGUAACGUUCAUAAAUAAAUAAAAAUAAAAAUAAUAGAAUUUAUUAUUUUUAUUAUUAUUUUUUAAACC